AUGAAUGAUGACGUCGCUUCCAAUGAAGAGAACCCUAGGCCUAUAAUUGUUAUUAAGAGUCUAGAUGGCGACGAUGUUUAUGAAGGAGAUUACACUAGAGAGGAUGUUAACAUUUACACAUUUUUCUCUGUUAUCCUCGGAAACAAGAUUGCUCUCACAAGGGGUAGUGGGAAGGUUGUGGAUAGUGGUCUGGAUGAUACUAUCUUCAUCUACUAUACUGAUCAUGGUGGCCCAGGAAUGCUCACCAGCCCUUUUCUAUAUGCUGAUGAACUAACGGAUGUCUUCAAAAAGAAGCACGUGUCUUGGACCUAUAAAAGCUUGGUGUGCUACCUUGAAGGUUGUGAAUGGGGUGGUAUUUUUGAGGGCCUUCUUCCAGAAGGUUUAAACAUCUAUGCAACAACAGCAGCUAAUGCAGAAUAG
This is a messenger RNA of Eucalyptus grandis, 420 nucleotides long. RefSeq names its product vacuolar-processing enzyme alpha-isozyme-like. Gene Ontology annotation, molecular function: cysteine-type endopeptidase activity. Gene Ontology annotation, biological process: vacuolar protein processing. NCBI's taxonomy places the organism in Eukaryota, Viridiplantae, Streptophyta, Magnoliopsida, Myrtales, Myrtaceae. Bases 1 to 420 code for a protein of 139 amino acids. The record is from RefSeq and is a predicted model, not a curated record. The transcript has 4 exons.